Molecule: messenger RNA, 1845 nt
Organism: Mollisia scopiformis
Lineage: Eukaryota; Fungi; Ascomycota; Leotiomycetes; Helotiales; Mollisiaceae
Product: DUF300-domain-containing protein
Exons: 4
Coding region: 1-1845 (614 amino acids)
Biological process (GO): transport
Molecular function (GO): transporter activity
Source: RefSeq, a predicted model, not a curated record
AUGGGUCUUUCGAUAAAUACGACGUGUAAUGCGACGCUGGACGAUUUGCGGAUUGGGCGCUCCGAGGUUCAUAUUGCUGGGAGCAUGACCUUUCAUACGUUGGGAUUGAUAAUAGCGGCAGCAUGCGCCUUGAUUGCUAUUUUGUUAUCCUUCUAUUUGAUAUGGAUGCAUGCGAUCCAUUAUACGAAACCGUACGAGCAGAGACAUAUUAUUAGAAUCCUGUUCAUGGUCCCAGUCUACGCCGCUGCAGCUUUCCUCUCCUUCUGGUAUUACUGGCACGCCAUAUACUUCCAGGUCAUAUCCGAUUGCUACGAAGCGUUCGCCAUCGCUUCCUUCUUUGCGCUGCUGUGCCACUACAUCGCGCCCGAUCUCCACGAACAGAAGAUGUACUUCCGUAGCAUACAACCGAAGAAAUGGGUUUUGCCUGUGAACUGGUUUGCUUCUUGUUGUGGUGGAGAGAGGGGUCCUUGGAGAACGCCUAGAAGUGGGUUGACUUGGUUCAAUAUCAUCUGGACGGGCAUCUACCAAUAUUGCUUUAUUCGCGUCACCAUGACCGUCACGGCUGUGGUCACGCAGUAUUUUAACAAGUACUGCGAAUCAUCGAAUUCUCCCGUCUUUGCGCAUAUCUGGAUCCUGGUUAUUGAAGGUGUAGCAGUUUCGAUUGCCAUGUACUGUGUGAUCCAGUUCUACUUCCAGCUUCGUGUUGAUUUGAGGCCUCAUAGUCCUCUCCUCAAGGUUAUAGCUAUCAAGUUGGUCAUUUUCUUGUCGUUUUGGCAAAGUUUCCUGAUCAGCAUUCUCACGUCGACGACUUUCAAUGUAGUCAAGCCAACAGCUAAAGUCGCAUACCCGGAUCUCAAGGUUGGGAUUCCAUCAUUACUAUUGUGUAUUGAGAUGGCAAUGUUCGCCGUCUUGCAUUUGUUUGCGUUUCCCUGGAAGCCAUAUCAACACCCGAAAAACACGGAGUAUCCGAUGUCGCCCAUCAAAAACGAGAUUGGUCCCAAGCAAGGAGGGUUCUUGGGUAUCAUGGCUCUUGUUGAUGCUAUGAAUCCAUGGGAUUUGGUCAAGGGCUUUGCACGAGGAAUGAGAUGGUUAUUCGUCGGCCGCAAGCACAGAGAAAAUGAUCCAUCGUACAAGAUGAACAUGAACAACGAGAACGAUAUGGCAUUAGAGCCAACUAUUAGUGCUGAAGGAUACAAGAGGACCGAAAGUCUGCCUAUUGCAGAAGAGUUUAGGAGAAGCAAAUUCGGUCUGCCCAAGUUCCAGACUAACGAUAACAACAACAAAAUCUACGAUGAAGGAGCAGGUCUGAUUGAGAAUGCUCAACCGAAUCCAUUGAAUCCUGGAGGAUAUGUUCCAGCACGUCAAAGAUACGAUGCAAAUGGGCAAGAUAUCAGCGCCGGAGGUCAACGAUACGACGACCCACCACUGGACUCGAAUCCCGACCGCCUAGUGGGCCACAACCCAACACCGGGCACUGUAAGAAAGCAAGAACAUCCCCGAUUACAAGGCCAAGACAUAGGAAUGGCUAUGACCUCGCCACCAGAACCAUACCAAAGUCAUGCGUCUGAAGAUCCAGAACCAUACCAGAGCCACGUUAUCCAACAACCAUACGCUCAACCACAAACGUCCGCGGACGCAUACAGAGAACAACUAAGACAACAGCGAGCACAGGCCCAAGGUCGAAGACCAUCAGAACAGGAGCAGCGGGAGAACUCAAAUCAACCAAUGGCUAUGAACGAGCCUGAGCCUGCUGCUGGACAUCCAGCUAUACAUAACGCUCUCUGGGGUCAAAGACCACCACCGCCUCAACCUCAAGAGCAGCAUCACAACCCGAAUCAAUUCUGA